GAACCCAGCAUGUCAGUCCGCCACACAGCCUGUGGAGUCCAGGGUGAGGAACACGUCGGCUUUGCACUUGAAGGAAGCGUCCAGCUCCUGCAGCAGCUGACACGUCUGCAGGGAGGGCCUUCACCAAAACGACCCAGGAAUGCUCCUGGAGCCGCCUCUGGCUGGAGUGAAACCCGUGAUCCUCAUUCUGUGACCAUGACAGAAAAGCUUAUCGAUCCAAGCAAAGGUCAGCCGGGGUCGUCAGUUACCGACUUGAACAACCCAGAACAGAACUCUUUGCCCAAAAUGAAUACGCCAGCUGAAAACUCCAAUCCUAUUACUGAUCUCCUGGAUGCGUCAGUGGACAACAAUCCAAAGAAGAGAAAGAAGAAAAAGAGAAAGAAUCAAAAGAAGAAUGGAAGCAUCUUGCUAUCAGAUCCCGGUCAAGGACAAUCGGACGUUAGUCAGGAGAAGACGCCAAAUGAGGCCUCUUCGGAAGGUGAAAGUUCAGCCGAAGAAAUGCCACACCUGCCCACAGAAGGCUCCACCCCAGUCGAAAGCAAGACCAAGAGCAGCAGUGAGACUGCUGUGUUACCACCAGACGCAGAGAAACAGUCAAAGAAAAGAAACAUGCCUAACAGAAACGACAAAGAUGCCACUGCAACGCAAAUGCCGGAUGAAAACGCCAAUAUGGAGACACAGGCGAAGCAAAAAAAGCUGCAGGAGACAAAGUCAAAAGACAAAACUCAGAAGCAGACAAACCAGAUGCAAACCACAGCAUCAGUUAAGAGUGACGAAAAAAGCAAGGAAGGUGACAAAGUUCCUACUGUGGAGAAAAUCAAAGGAGACCAUGUGGAGACUCAGCAGCCAGAAAGCGGGGAAGAUUCAGCUCCAAGCCAGAAGGCCGAGGCAAAGGAAAGCGAAGACAGUCAAGAACCUGAAUUUGAACCUCCAACAAUAAGGAGGUCCUGCAACAUGGAGACACCCCGCAAUAAAAGGAUCACAAUACAUUUCCAUGCCAUCCUCUCAAACGAUUUCAAAUUCAAUACGGAUGUUGAUAAGAUCUUUGUCAGAGCUGGACGCAUCAUCGGAGGCUGGGGAGAAAAUAUAGCUGAGCUUUCUGUGUCCAGGAAUCUUGGAGAGCAUGGGCUUUUGGUGGAAGGCGUUAUGGAGGCCAGGAAAGACGUGACUGUGUCGGAAUCGAUUCCGUACAAAUAUGUAAUCUACAAGCACAAGAACAAGAAGAAGGAGCGAUAUCAAUUUGAAUACAUUUACAAACUGGAUUCCUCACAUACCACCAACAGGUCUUUGUUCGUAAAGCCCCAUCUCCUCACUGAUGCCGGAGACUGGCACCAGUAUGAUGACAUCAUUUGUGUUGAGCCGACGAUGACCAGUCUUCAAUGGUGGACGGAUCGCUUUUGGUUUGAACAGAAGAAGUCCGUGGUUGACGGCAGAAACAUUGCUGGAGAUGUUAUGCUGCACCGCAUCUUUGACCUUCUGACAGACUGGUCGGGUCAAAAUAUGAAGAGUUUCAUGAUGCAGCUCAGCCAGUUUUUUCAGGUUUAUGGGAAUCCUUAUAUAUAUGAAGACAAAAACAAGAGAUGGACCAGCUUGCAAUAUGGCGAAGAUGAUGUGAGAAAUUUGAUGAAAGAGUUUCUUCUGCUCAAUCUGACCCCACAAAUGCUAAAGGGCAGAGAAAAUACCAGUCCUUAUGUCCGGGAUCCAUUGAAAGCUGCCCUGGUUUUCCUCUACGUGGGACUGACGUAUAGGAUCAAAUUGCAGCAGUCUGAGUUUGACACUCUUUGUGCACUGCUGUGUCUGCCUCACCUGCCAAAAGACUUCUGCCAGUACUGGGCUAAACUGUCUGAGGUCAUCGCAGUACUGGGAGAUUUGCCCACUAUGCUGAUCCGCUUGAUGAGUAAAACAAAAUCUCUCACCUGGACUCUGGUGCUACCCCUCCUACACCUUGUGCAAGGCUGCACAAACCCAUUUGAGGUCCAGUCGCCCUCCAACUUGAAGUACGGCAAAGUCUGGGCAGGCUUGCCAGAAUUUGCUGUUGAUACGCCUUUAAGUGACUGUGAUGCAAAGAUCUUGUGGGGGAUGUUCCUGCAACGCGCUCACCUGUUCAAAGUAGAUCCGCUGACUGUGCGUUCCUGUCUCUACCUGCUGUCUUUGCAAUGCCUGCAGAAGCAUAGCGAGAAGUUCAGCGUUGAGCUUUUGGACAUGCUCAUUGCAUUCUCCAGCAAAGUUCCAACGGAGAUCGGCUCUCAUUACUUUAAGGUAAUUUCUGAUCUUCUUGAACACAUUCAACGGAAGCUCAUUGAAGGAAAAUACAGUUUUCCGACAGAGGUCUACAGGAGUCACUGCCUGGAAGUGUUGGUGGCGCUUUUGGAGAAACUCUGUGACGGACUAAUGUCACUCAUGAGCUCCCCAGAGAUCCCACUAUCGUGUAUGAACCUGAUGGCUUCAGUGACACAUGUUGAGUGUGACAAGCAGCAGGAAUCCACAAAAGAACCCAAGACAAAAAUCACAGUGGUCUCACGAGCCAUUGAUGUUCUUGGACACUGGUUGAGUUUGCACUACAAGAUGCCUUUGCUCAGUCGUUCAUUGAACAUACAGUCUCGAAAGGUUGAGGCAUUGAAAGAGCUCGAACUUUGGAACAACAUAAUCUCCAUCAACUUCAAGGAUGAGGUCAGCACUACUGAGUGGAGAAAGAAGUUUACUAUGGAUUUUGAGGCAAAGUAUAAAAAGGCGGCUAAUUUGGAUCAGAUCGAGUACUACUGCACAGAGUUCGAGGGACUUGAGCGUUCCUACCCUUUUAUUGCUGCCAGUGUUGAGACAUGUGCUCUGGAAGCUGUUUCAUCUCUCUGCCAGUCAAAGUCUGAGGCCAAACUGUUUGAGAAGAUCAAAAUAGAUGGGAAGUUUGGGAAACUGAUCUCAGCCAUCAUCCAGAAGUCCUGGCCCGUUGACCGCCAUGGGUUGUAUGAAGAUGACGAGGAGGUUGUUUUUCAACACCUUCUCUCUUGGACUGUUGCCAAGGAUAUUUUCCGACUACAUGGAGCCAAGGAACAUCUGUCUGAGCGAUUGACUCAAGAUGCGAAUGAAAGACUCACAAAGGCAAUAUCAGUAUUCACAGCCAUUACCAGGCAGUUAAUUGAUGGAAGCAUCAAAAUAAGACUGCUUAACAUGGUUUUGAAGAGGAGAAUGAUCUUCUCUAAUUUGCUGAGAACAGAUUGUCUCUCUAAACAUCAAAAAGACAAGGAUAAUGCCCACUUGAGGGAACUCCUCGAGUGGAGGCAAAAGGAAGUUGACUCAGUAUAUCAGGAAAAGAAGCUCUAUGACGUUUUGUUAACCACCAUCCAGAAACUGGAAGAGCACAUCAAAGUUGAUCUCCAAAUCAUGGAAAUGAAUGAGCGCUUAAACCUAGAAGAGCUCCCGUUGAACUCUUUCAUGGAUGUUCGCUGCAGUGAAAAUCCAGAUGCUCCAGGGGCUGGAAUUGUUACCUAUUUCAAUCUACCACAAGAGGUCCGGGAAAUGUCGCUGGCCCUUUGCAGAUUCAGGGAGAGCCAUAUUUUUCAAAAGUUCUGGAAGAAACAUGUCCUACGCAUGGUUAGCGACGACGUUGUGAACAUUGAGACGAUAUACAGCGACAUUUUUCUCCCUUGUUUGUCAGACUACAAAAAGACAUGUGAAGCACUGAAAAAUGGAACUAUCCGACUUGAAAUGGUAAACAAGCUUUUCAAACAUUUCAAUGACAAGUACGAAGACCUGGCAAACGACCUGGGUAUUAUGUGCCGUGUUGACGAUGCCACUGACAGAGAGUGGAUCCAAAAGAGGGUGGAACAGAUCAAGCAGUCUCAUCAGCUUCAUUUAGCUGUGGCUUCAGCUAAAUUCAUCAAAAGUGUCAAACAGACACUCUGUCUACGUGGAGACUUCACUGUCCUGGACAUCCUCUUAAAAGUUGAAACUGCUGAGUUCUACAAAGAACCACUUAAUCGGAUUGACAAUGACUUGAUCCAAGCUAAAAGGAUUGUCAUGGAGAUUGAUGAGCCUCGCAAAAAAUGCCUACAGGAACUUGGAGAAAGAAGCCUGUUUGUGAACUGGGUGAAAGAUUCACUUGAAGACAUCAAUGAAUUGAAGGUGUUUGUUGACCUGGCCUCGAUCUCUGCUGGAGAAAAUGCCAUGGAUGUGGACCGUGUGGCUUGUUUCCAUGACGCUGUCCUUGGUUACUCCUCCAUGCUCUUUGAGCUCAAGCCAGAUUGUGGUUUUGACACAUUUAAAGAGACACUGAAAAAACUGUGGCGAGCUUUGGACAACGACAGUAACUUACCGAAAAAACUGCAAGACAGUGCUCGUCACUUGGAAUGGUUGAAGACAGUAAAGGAGAGUCAUGGGUCGGUGGAAUUGUCUUCUCUCUCUUUGGCUUCAAUAAUUAACUCAAAGGGAAUCUAUAUGAUCAGUGCGCAAGGUGUAAAAACGCUGAGCCUCGACACUGCCCUGAAGCUGCAGAUUCAAGAGGAGAUGGGAGUGGAGGGACAGAUGAGAUAUUACUCCCUGGAAGAUCUACGAGAGCUUCAGAACAAGCUCAUGCUCAUGUCUGGCAAAGCAGAUCAGGGUCAGAACGAAGUUGAACGCUUUGUAGAGGUGUUUUCUUGUGUUCAGAGAUUGGCAGAGGCAUUCAUUGCACUCUACAAUGCAGGGAACCCUCUAUUCAGACUCUGGGAAGCUCAAAUCAAAUGCUGCUUGAGUUGCAUUGAACCCAUCACGAUGGACUUCAACCUGGAGAAUUCCCAUGGUGCUGUUAUUGUGUCGGGCAGCUUAGAAGACUGUCUCCCGGAGCUUUGCAAGAAAAUAGAAACAUGUCUCAUCUACUGGAAUGAUUUUGUCAACAAACAACGGUCCCAACAUUACUAUCUCAACUACUUCACAGCUGAGCAGAUUGUUUAUCUGUGCAGCCAACUCAGCCCGCAAAAUGUGACAGCUGUCGACGAACAAGUGUUGAUGAUGCUGUCCUUUAUUAGGCCAAAUUGUGACCCUUCAGACUUGAGGAAAGUCUGGCAUGAGCUUCAGUAUGACUUCCUCACCAAGCCGGAGGAGCAGAGUAAAGACAUAGAUUUCCAGACCUUUGCUGUUUUGCCAAGUGACUUGGGAGAUUUGGGCCACAGUUUUGAAGAGUUUGGUCAGAUAUGGAACGCUUACAUGACAGACAUGAAGAAGUUUCUCCCAAAUACCCUUGAUCUGAAAACACUCGGAAAACUUUUGGAAUUGUUGGCAAGCAUGAGUGUUGAGGGUGAAGGAGAACGCACAACAAGAAGGGAACUCCCUCAGGGCUUCAAGAUUGGAACUCCAAAUCUUAUCAUUUGUCCACAGGAAGAUGUUUUGACUUCCUGUAUCUCAAUCUACAUGAGCAGCAUGCAAGAGAACCUCCCUACCUACGAUGAAGUCCUGUUAUGUAAUUCUUCCACACAGUAUGAAGAAGUGGAACUAUUUCUUAGACGCUGCCUUGGAGAAGGCAACAGGGGGCAAAAGAUAUACUCACUCUUGUACGGAGAUCUUUUAACCUACGAGGUUAGUUCAAAGAUGGAGAUCUUCUUUCACCGGAUGAAAAAACAGAGCAGGAAGGAUUACAGGCUAGUCCUUAUCUGCAGCUCAGAAAGAGAGUACCUUCCAUCAGCAUUCAGUCAGUACAAGUUGCCCAUGGUCACUCAAGAACCACUGGCAUACAUCCAGAGAUACCUCCAUGCGCACUAUGUGGUCCCAGCUGACCAACUGAGCGCUGCAGCUGCAUUCAAAGACCGGUUGUGCGUUGGUGUUGUCUCCUCCAAAAGAGCAGGCGUUGGUAAAUCUCUUUAUGUCAAGAGAAUCUUUGAGAAGCUCCAAGAAAUAACCCCAGAGCCGCCUGUAAUGAAAUGCGUUCGCAUGACCCAGCCAAAUGUUGACGAGAAUCUCAUCCUUCAGACUCUGAUGAACACCCCAAACAGCAGUCAACUUGCUGUGUUCCAUAUUGAUGUGACGUCUUCAGUGCAGAAAGGAAUCCACGAGUUUCUCUUUAAGCUGUUGAUUCUGCGCUACCUGAUGGAUUCCAAAGGACGAAUGUGGAAGUGCAACAAAAAGCAGCUCUACGUUAUUGAGUUUUUGGAGCCCACACUCAAGUCAAACAAAAACGCUUCAGUGCAGAAUCAAGUUAUGGACAGUUCAUUUCUGAACGUCUUCCCAGAAGUUUUCUGCCAACCCCCAAAGGAAGUGCUCAUGCUUGAGAUGGCGAAGCAGGAGCGUCCCAACGAUGUGCGUUCAGAGGAUCCCUUGAUGGAUGACAAGGAGUUUCGAAGUGAAGCCUUCCAAAGACCCUAUCAGUAUCUGAUACGGUUUAAUCAGCGCCACAAUCUUGAUGGCUUCACAUCUAAAGGUGUCGAAGGUUCUCAUGUGGAAUGUCUGCAGAUGCUUCUUAUGUACUGCGGAAUUUUGGAUCCAUCCUGGGCAGAGCUGAGGAAUUUUGCUUGGUUUUUAAACCUCCAGCUGAAAGACUGUGAGACAUCUGAUUUCUGUAACUCCGAUUUAACUGGGGACAUUUUAGCCGGAUUCAAAAACUUUGUGGUGGACUUCAUGAUUUUAAUGGCCAAGGACUUUGCUACUCCGUCACUCAGCAUCUCUGACCAGAGUUCAGGCCGACCGGAGUUUGACCCCAACCUCAGAGAGGAAGACUUGGCUCCAUUCCUGAUCAGGAAGAGAUGGGAGACAGAGCCUCACCCAUACAUUUUCUUCAAUUAUGAUCACACAUCCAUGACAUUUAUUGGCUUUCAUCUUCAGCCCAACGCAGCAGGCCUGGUUGAUGCCAUAGAUCCUGUCAGGAGACAAGUCAUUAGAAGCAACAUCAUGUCAAAGGCGUUGUAUGAUGGCCUGACGUUGCAGAGAGUUCCAUUUAACAUGGACUUUGAUAAACUAAACCGAGCUGAGAAGAUUGAGUGGCUCUGCAAUGUUCUUGGAAUCCAAUGGCCUCUUGAUCCCGAUGAAACGUAUGAACUCACAACCGAUAACGUAUUAAAAAUGCUGGCAAUCCAUAUGCGCUUCAGAUGUGGCAUCCCAGUCGUUAUCAUGGGGGAGACAGGAUGUGGCAAAACCCGACUCAUCAAGUUCCUGUGUGAACUGCAGCGGGGUGGAGUUGCUACCGAGAGCAUGAAAUUAGUCAAAGUGCAUGGAGGGACCACAUCAGACGUUAUCUACUCAAAAGUACGAGAGGCAGAAAACAUUGCAGCUGUCAACAAACAUGACUACGGGUUUCAUUCUGUCCUUUUCUUUGACGAAGCCAACACCACUGAGGACAUUAGCAGUAUCAAAGAGGUCCUCUGUGACAGAACUAUCAAGGGGGAUAGUCUGACACCCGACUGUGGAUUGGAGAUCAUUGCUGCAUGCAACCCUUACCGGAAACACACAGAUGAGAUGAUCGAGAGGUUGGAAUCAGCUGGUCUUGGGUACAAAGUACGGGCUGAGGAGACAGAUGAAAAACUGGGGUCCAUUCCACUACGCCAGCUUGUGUACAGAGUUCACGCAUUGCCACCGAGCAUGAUUCCCUUGGUGUGGGACUUUGGGCAGUUGAAUGAUCAGACGGAGAAAAUAUACAUUCAUCAAAUUGUGAAGAGGGUGGUGGAAAGCAAGGGAAUCAAUCAAAGCUGCAUCGAGUGGAUUACUGAAGUUCUUUCAGCUUCCCAGAGGUACAUGCGGACACGAAAAGAUGAAUGCAGCUUUGUUAGCCUGAGAGAUGUGGAACGCUGCAUGAAAGCAUUCACCUGGUUCUAUGACAAACGUGAGAUGUUUUUUGAAGAACUCGGAGCUCUUGAAAAAAGUGACUAUCGGGAGGAAAGUGAAGAUGAUCAUGAACAGCUUGAAGACAUAGACCCAGUGCUGUGGUCCCUGAUCAUUGCUGUUGGAGUUUGCUACCAUGCGUGUCUGGAGAACAAAGAAGACUACAGGAAGGCAGUGAGCGCAUGCUUGCAAGGCUUCAGUGCUGCGAGGAUAUCGCAGGAAAUCUCCGUCAUGCAGGACCUACUCCUCAGUGGCGUGCCAAUGGGGGAAACCAUUGCCAAAAACUGUGCACUCAAGGAGAACGUCUUCAUGAUGGUCAUUUGCAUUGAGCUAAGGAUCCCUCUCUUCCUGGUUGGAAAACCAGGAAGUUCUAAAUCUCUGUCCAAGACUCUGGUGGCUGAUGCAAUGCAAGGCCAAGCGUCUCACUCUGACCUGUACAAGGAACUCAAACAAAUUCACUUGGUGUCCUUCCAGUGCAGCCCUCACUCGACACCCGAAGGUAUCAUCAAUACCUUUAAGCAAUGUGGACGUUUCCAGGAAGGAAAGAACCUGGAUGAGUACAUCUCAGUUGUGGUUCUUGAUGAGAUAGGUCUGGCUGAGGACUCUCCCAAGAUGCCACUCAAAACUCUCCAUCCACUGCUGGAAGAAGGAUGCAUUGAUGAUGAGCCACUGCCACAUAAAAAAGUUGGAUUUAUUGGAAUCUCCAAUUGGGCUUUGGACCCGGCAAAAAUGAACCGAGGCAUAUUUGUGUCACGUGCUGACCCUGAUGAAAAGGAGCUCAUUGAGAGCGCGAAAGGGAUCUGCUCCUCUGAUAUUAUGGUCUUGGAGAAAGUUCAGGAUUUCUUCCACCCCUUCGCAAAAGCCUACUUAAAGGUAUGCCAUGAACAGGGCAAAGGUUUCUUUGGCCUCCGCGACUACUACAGCUUGAUCAAGAUGAUAUUUGGAGUAGCUAAAGCUGCUAAUCGCAAGCCCAAUGCAGAGGAGAUUGUGAAGGCGGUUUUGAGGAACUUCAGUGGGAGGGAUGAUGUAGACACAGUCUCCAUCUUUACUGAGACGCUACAGCUCGCAUGCAACGUUGAUGACAUCUCUGCAAUUGAGUUUGUGAGAGAGAACCUUCAAGCGGUUGGACAAGAAGAGGAAUGCCGCUACCUGCUUGUGCUAACAAAGAACUACGCUGCCUUGAAAAUCCUCCAGCAAACCUUCUUUUCAGACAGAUGUCAGCCAGAAAUCAUCUUUGGCUCCAGCUUCCCAAAAGACCAAGAGUACACCCAAAUCUGCCGUAACAUCAACAGGGUCAAGAUCUGCAUGGAAACAGGCCAAACUGUUGUCCUUCUGAAUCUGCAGAACCUUUAUGAGAGUCUUUAUGAUGCCCUGAACCAGUACUAUGUGUAUUUAGGAGGGCAAAAAUAUGUGGACCUUGGCCUGGGGACUCAUCGUGUCAAAUGCAGAGUGCACAAAGAUUUCAGACUUAUUGUUAUCGAAGAGAGGGGCAUCGUCUACAAGCAGUUCCCGAUACCCUUGAUCAAUAGGCUGGAGAAACAUUACCUUGACAUCCAUACGGUCCUGAAACCAGAGCAAAAGAGAGUGGUGGAGGAAUUGGAGGAAUGGGUCCAGCGUUUUGUUUCAGUCGGCAGUGGGCCGGCCGCAGCAUCGAGGCCAACUAAGUUCCGACCACCUGAUGUCUUCAUUGGCUACCAUUCCGACACUUGUGCCUCUGUAGUGCUUCAAGUUGUUGAGCUGAUAAAAGACAACGUCGAAAAGUGGGAUGGAGGACAAACAGUACUGGAGGAGGCUAAACUCAUCCUGCUCAGAUGUGCCACGCCGGACUCUGUUGUUCGUUUGGACUGCUCAGAGCUGCCCAAAAUGGAGACCCAACAUCUUUCUAAGGUGUACUUUGAAGAGCAGAGGAACAGCUGCCUCGCAGACUUUAUUCAACUGACCACAAAAGAAACCUUCAGCUUUUCAUUCGUCAUUGAGGUCACAACUUUCUCCAGACUUCUGACUGAGUCAGAGGUGACAAUCAUGGAGCAGAUGUCGCACAAGAUUGAGCUUUUUUCCCUGCAGCAGUUCGACACAGAGCAGUCAUUUCUGAAGAAAAUAAGGAACUUCCUGACUGCCACCAAUGAAAAUGAUGUCGCAGGACAACGCAACAAAAUCCUCAUCAUUCAAUGCGAUUUUGAUGAAGCCACACACAGCUCCAAUCUCAUUGCCUCUGCAAAAUAUUCAGCCAUUAAUGAAAUCAACAAGAUUACACACGAAAGCAUGGAUGUCGCAGUAUUGGUCUACUUCAUCACCAGGCUACCAAGGAUUGAAGGGGGCACCUCAUAUGUUGGGUUUCAUGGAGGCCCAUGGAGGUCAGUUCACAUUGAUGAUCUGAGAAGCCCAAAAGACAUUGUGCCGAAUAUUAAUUCACUAAAGAACAUGACCAUCAGUCAAAUGUUUGGAGACAGUAUGAACCAGCCUGAAGCCAUGGAGGUGGAAGACCUCUACUCUGAGCAAGAGGAGCAGUCUGGCAGCAGUAACCCGCCGGACUUUGCUCUGGACACAACUGCCCUAGUGCGGAGCUGUGUUCAAAAUGCAGUGAGCAUGCUGAGAGACCAGAUGGAUGACGGUCGUGGCAGUACUCGAAGACUUAUGACCCUUCUGACACUCCUCAGUGACGACAAUGAACUGAAAGGGGAAUUUCUGCAAACUUUGAAAAAGCACCUGCACUCACUUCUGGCGACUCGUGAUGGCAACACUUUCUCCUCGGCUCAAAACAAUUGGGUUAUUAGAGAGGCCUCCAACAUUGAUGCUCUCCAAGAAGGCGGGACCUUUAGACACACCUUGUGGAAACGGAUUCAGGCAGUCGUUGCGCCAGUGAUUGCACAACUAGUGUCUGUCAUCGACCGAGACCGUAACCUGGACCUCUUGCUGGACAAGGAGUGCAGCGGUGCAGUUAAGAGGCUGUGGCUGGAUAUUUUUGCAGAUGAAGAGUUUCUGAAACUUGCACAACUCGCUCCCGACACACAUGGCUCUGUGGGAACCUUUAUUGUGCAGAACUCCAUUUCUAAAGAUCCGAAAAUCUGCUGCUGCAUGCCCUUCAGCGGGAGGAUCAAGGACUAUCUGGAGGAGCUCUGGGUUCAUGCUCGGCACAACGAAGGCCACAGCCAACAAGAAUUUGAUGAAAUGUUCUCCACGACACCUUUGGGGAGAUACAUCGCAAAAGCAGACCUGGAAAUGCAGGGUGAAUUCUUUCAGCGCUACCUUGAGGAUUUCAUCUUCAUGACAAUGAAAGUGACCUCCACUGACGAGCAGCAGAUUUUGUGCUACGCGCUCAACUCUUGUGUCAAUGAGCUGCGCACAAAGCUGGGUGCUACCGACAAAGUGUUGUCACUGGCGUGGGUCAACGCUGCCUAUCAGGAGUUCAAGAACCGACUGCAGAACUUCUCAAGGAUUAUCUCUCUUGAACCCCAAGUGACACAGGAUCUCCUCAACAAUCCUUUCUGCAAAAAUGAAGCAGAAUUGGUUCUUGAUGUAUAUGCUGCGUUCGCAUGUGUGGAGUACCUUGAACCCAACGCCUUGGACACAGACGCCAAAAGACAAGCCUGGCUCACACAGAUUAAGAAACUCAAGGUUCCAGUUGAGUUGAUCUUCUCAAGGGAAACUGUGAGGAGCUACGGGGAAAGGAGUGAAGCCAUUGCCUUGCAAGUGAAAGCCCGAUGGAGUAGGAUAUUCUCUCUCUCCUUAUUUGUGGAGCACAUGUUUGAGGACAUCACUGAGAAGCUUGCACCUUUAAUUCUGGAGACGACGAGUCAGCUUGGCCAGGUCCUGACAGCUAAUUCAGACCUCAAAACCCAACAACCAUUUGAAGCUGUCAUAAUGCAACUGAAAAAUUGCAAAGAUAGAGCUGUGGAACGUAUUUUCAAGUUUGGAAUCGUGGGGUGCCCAGUGUGCUUGGCGGACCCUGUCGAUCCAGUCGUCCUUCCCUGUCAACAUAUCUAUUGUUUGGCAUGUAUCAAAGACUGGCUGAUCCCAGGUCAGAUGUACUGUCCGUACUGCAGGCAAGAGGUCGAUGAUGACUUUGCUCUGGAUCCUUCAGAUGAUAUCAGGGCUGUGAUUGCUCAACACGCUCACUUCAGGAAGCUCUGCAACGCUUUCUUUAUCGACUUGGUGUCCACAGUUUGCUUCAAGGACAAUUCUCCACCAUGUCAGGAAGUCAUUCUUCACUUGCUGUCCUUCCUCACAGUGGAGGCCAACCGGAACAUUUUUGGAGGUGAUCGUCAGGUUCUCACAAAGGUCCUGUCUCCGUUCGACGACUCAGUGGAUAAAAGUCCGGUCAUUCGAUCGGUUGUUCUCAAACUGCUGCUGAAAUACAGCUUUCAGGAAGUGAAGAUUUACCUGCAGCGACAUCUAGAGGAGGUGGAAAAAAGCUUUGCCCUGGGAGAGCAAGACAAAGUCGAGCUUUAUAUCUUGUAUCUGAAUUGCCUGGAGGAUUCAAUGUUUGAGCAGUCGCAGUUUAGAUCAGAAGCAGAGCUGCUGGCCUGUCUGCAGGAUGAAGCCGCCUUCCUCACGCAGUACCAGUCGCUGGAACCAUGUGUUCAAACCGUCACCAUUGACUAUCUGCAGCAAGUAGCCAGAGUGCGUUUGGACCUCGACAUGGCUGCUACUCUCAUUGUUGAGCAACUGCGAAGCCGAGAAGGUUGCACUGUUGAUGGUAGAAAAAACGCUUUUCUGGUCAGCGUGGAGAACAUGUGCACGCAGAACGGGAACAGCUGGUACAGCAUCUAUCUAAUUCGGAAGAUUUGCAGUCAACACGGAAUGGAGUGUGUACGGAAACUUGUGAAUGCUGAAAAUAUGCGGUGGCUCUUCCCUGAAAAAGCUCUGCCGCAGGAUGACUCCACCACAAUGAUCGACCCCUACCUCGUGUGCGGGGAGGAAUACCAGAAUAUCAGAAACAAUGUUGGCCGUGUCAUUUUGGAAUGCAGUGUGGACAAUCUGCACACGAUAUGCGAGGACUAUAAAGAUUCACCACAGAGAGCAACGGUUUACCUUCUCCUGGCGCUAUACAGAGAAGUUACGGCUCUUUACAGGGUCACUGAUUCGAGCUUCCAUCCCAGUGAAAAGGCGGUGCAGGCACUGGUGGCCUUCAUCCAGACAUCUACUAUCCUAGAUAGCCACAACGUGAAGUCCUUUGCUCAGGCUCUCGUGUCCAACCAGCUGGGAGUGUUGAGUGUUAGUCCUGAGAUGUCAGAAGAGAAGAGUGUGUUGGUGGAGCUGGUGGUCCACAUGGCAGCUGUGUUGCUCUGUGUGAAUGAGGAGAUCGUGUCCCCCCUGAAGCAGCUGGCGCUUGCUCCUUCUACCAUGCAGGCGGCGUUCUUGCCCACCAUGCCAGAAGACUUGAUGGCAAUGGCUCAACAAGCUCUGACCGAAAACCUGCAGUGGUACUAUUGCAAAAACGGUCACCCCUGCACUGUUGGAGAGUGUCAACGUCCUUAUCAAACAAGCAAUUGCCCUGACUGUGGCGUUCCAGUGGGCGGACAGAACCAUAUACCAGUAGCUGGCUUCCGCCCUGUGCAGCUACAUGGCGAUCGAACGCAAUCAGGCCACAUUCUGGGUGACCCAAGUCGUCGAGACAAUCCCGACAUGCGAGACUCAGAGAGCCUCUCCCCUGUUCCCUUCACAGUCAUCCGCAUGUUGACACACAUGGCCAUGAUGUUCGGUUACAACAACCAGCCACAGGCCAUUUCCGCCAUGAUUAAACCCGCAGUCGCUGAGCCAGGGCAGUUCCUACUUGCUCACCUAGAAAAGGACAUGGAGCUUUUGGUGAAAUGUCUCGGCAAGGGGGCCGACGACACAGUGACCACUGCUCACCUGCUCAUCGGCGGGCUGCUGCCAAGCAAUGACGAGCAGAGGGGAAACACCGGCUUCUUCAGUUGGUUCCAGAGACGGCCAGAUGAGCCCAAGAGAAAUGAGAUAGACAAGAUGCUGUCCACCAAAGAAACUAGGAACACGUGGGAAACAGAAAUUAGUAAAUCAAUCAUCUCACCGAUGCUGAAGCAGCUGGACAGAAAGCUGAUCGAAGUGAACGCACUCAUGCGGGACGACACCCGCGUCAGCGCCAACUCAGUUCUUGAACUGGUUUAUGGCGAUCCAGUGGCCUUUCUGAGCCCAUCUCCCCUCAAUCCUUUGAUUCAUAAUUCAGCUGUGUGGAGCUGCAGGGAGAAAGUGUCCGUUGUGAGCCUGGUCCACAUCGUGGAUCAGAAUGACGGAAAAGACAACCUGCCUGUGCUGUGGAGAUUUCUGCACAAGGAAGCAGAGCUGCGACUGGUACAGCACCUUCCGGACAUCCUCAUGCUGCAGCGAGACCUUGUUAAGAAGUUUCAGAACCAGAGUGAGCUUUCUUUUGAGACCAUCGCUGACUUCCUGCAGAGUCAGUCAGUCUCUCUGAAAGCCUGGUUUGAGAAACGCAUCAACAUGUUCCUGACAACCUGGAAUCGUCUGCGUGUGUCCUUGUCCACCAACGGUGAGCUCAAGAUCCCAGUGGAACUCUGUAUGAAGGAUCUUGACCUUAACAGUGACCUGAAGGUGCUGUUGCCUCGGCGACAGGGCGUGGGUCUGUGCUCCACCGCCCUGGUCAGCUACCUCAUCGCCCUGCACAACGACAUGGUCCACUCUGUGGAUAAGUACAGCGGCGAAGAGACCACCUACAAAGUCAGCCCCGCCGAUUUGGCCGACCUCCACGUGAUCAGUUAUGAGCUGGAAAGGGACCUGAUGCCGCUCAUUCUAUCCAACACCCAGUACAGCAUUGAGAAAGGCCAGCCCCUGCUCGACUACGAUUUGCCAAAGAUCCAGAAGCAGAUCGUGUCCCACUUCAUCCAGGGAAAACCAGUCAUCACACUAAAUGGAAUCCCAACACUGGUGAGCCGGCAGGAGCGCAACUACGAGAUGAUCCUGAAGGACGUGAAAACUAAAGUCUCACAAGAGCCGCUGCAGACGCUCACGGCCUUUGCAGUGACAGGUGGGCUUCACUCGUACAGCGAGGUGUGUGAGGCCUUGACCACUCUGGAGGUGGCUCUUGGCUUUCUUGCCAUGACCGGAGGUGACCCUCACAUGAAGUUGACUUCCUACCUGGAGGAGGUGCUGCAAAUGGGAAACCAGAUAGACGCUCACAUCCUCAAGGCUCUGAAAAUGUGCAGCUUGAAACACUGUGUGGCGCUGUGGCAGCUGCUGGCUUCGCUCAAAUCAGAGAACCUGCUGCGACUGAAGAGGGAUCCCUUUGGUGGACUCUCGAAAGAGUACAAGGUAGCGCUCAGCGAGGAGGCGCAAAGACAGCUGUCUAGUUUCUUCUCCAAGAUCAGCGCAGAAUACUUUCAGCUGGAGCUGCAUGACUUUCUGGUGCUGAUGCUCAUGAACGGAAAUCCCCUGGAGGCCAAGCCUGACUGGAGCUUGAAAGACACUCUGGUGUCCUACAUUGAGCGGAAGGACAUGGACGUUCCACCUGAAAUGGAGGAGCAUUUCCCAGAGGCAAUCCUAGUUUCUCACUGCGUGGAGGCCUGGAAGUUCACCGUCGCCUUCAAGCAAGAACACAACCCACGAUCAUGAAAAACAUGUAUACCUGAAUCAAACAUGCUGAACCGCGCUCCAUUUUGUUCAAAUGUUCUUAAAGAUGCCUUGUUUUUUACGCUUUUCUUUUUGUAAAAAUCGUUGCCUUUUGUUUUUGUUUUUACAUAUUGUCUGUGUUUACUUGAAGGCAUUCCACUUGUCUGACCUUGUUCAACAUGUUUACUCAGACCUGCACGUUUUACCUCCUCUUAAAUCGCUGAUCGGGAACAUGGUAAUUAAACUAUUUCACAACUGGACGUGGUAUUGUUAUUAUUAACU
Synchiropus splendidus (mandarinfish) is the source of this 15642-nucleotide messenger RNA. It is a transcript of the gene rnf213a, whose product is annotated as ring finger protein 213a. Gene Ontology annotation, molecular function: ATP hydrolysis activity; ubiquitin-protein transferase activity. The transcript is spliced from 67 exons. Gene Ontology annotation, biological process: sprouting angiogenesis; ubiquitin-dependent protein catabolic process; negative regulation of non-canonical Wnt signaling pathway. Lineage: Eukaryota; Metazoa; Chordata; Actinopteri; Syngnathiformes; Callionymidae. The record is from RefSeq and is a predicted model, not a curated record. Gene Ontology annotation, cellular component: nucleolus; membrane; cytosol. The coding region runs from base 10 to 15363 and encodes 5117 amino acids.